CCCGCCUCCGCCUCCGCCUCCGCCUUCCAAGGAGGCGCGAGCGGGUGCGGGGCGGACCGGCAGCCGCCGGGCGGGCGACGAUCCAGGGAGUUGCGGGGCCUGUGCGGGCGGCGUGGGGGUGCUGGCGGCACGGCGGGCAUGGAGGCGCUGCUGCUGGGCGCGGGGUUGCUGCUGGGUGCCUACGUGCUUGUCUAUUACAACCUGGUGAAGGCCCCGCCCUGCGGCGGCAUAGCUAGCCUGCGCGGCCGCACGGCAGUGGUCACGGGCGCCAACAGCGGCAUCGGGAAGAUGACGGCGCUGGAGCUGGCGCGCCGGGGAGCGCGCGUGGUGCUGGCCUGUCGCAGCCGGGAGCGCGGUGAGGCGGCCGCCUUCGACCUCCGCCAGGAAAGUGGGAACAAUGAGGUCAUCUUCAUGGCCUUGGACUUGGCCAGUCUGGCCUCCGUGCGGGCCUUUGCCACCGCCUUCCUGAGCUCUGAGCCACGGUUGGACAUCCUCAUCCACAAUGCCGGGAUCAGUUCCUGUGGCCGGACCCACAAGCCAUUCAAUCUGAUGCUGCGAGUGAACCAUAUUGGCCCCUUCCUGCUGACUCAUCUGCUGCUGCCCCGGCUGAAGACAUGCGCCCCAAGUCGCGUGGUGGUGGUAUCAUCAGCCGCCCACCGGCGAGGGCGCCUCGACUUCACGCGCUUGGACCGCCCGGUGGUGGGCUGGCGGCAGGAGCUACGGGCAUAUGCCGACAGUAAGCUGGCCAACGUGUUGUUUGCCAGGGAGCUCGCCACGCAGCUGGAGGGUACUGGUGUCACCUGCUAUGCAGCCCACCCAGGGCCUGUGAACUCGGAGCUUUUCUUGCGCCAUGUUCCUGGAUGGCUGCGCCCACUUCUGCGCCCACUAGCUUGGCUUGUGCUGCGGGCUCCAAGAGGAGGUGCCCAGACACCCCUGUACUGCGCUCUCCAGGAGGGCAUUGAGCCCCUUAGUGGGAGAUACUUUGCCAACUGCCAUGUGGAGGAGGUGUCCCCAGCUGCCCGAGAUGACCGUGCAGCUCACCGGCUAUGGGAGGCCAGCAAGAGGCUGGCAGGCCUUGGGCCUGGAGAGGAGGCCGAACCUGAUGAAGAGCCCCAGCCUGAGGACCCAGGGGCCCCAUCUUCCCUGAGCAGACCCCACUCUAAGGAGCCCACAGUUUCUGAACCCCACCCCAGCCCUCAGAGUUCACCAGACCUAUCUAAAGUCACACACAGAAUUCACGUUAAAACUGAACCUGAGCCCUAAAUCUCCUAAUCCCCAGGCUGGGAUGCUUUCCAUGACACUUGGUGGCCCUGGAAAACCUUAACUGCAUGUCAAACCCUGCCCUGGGCACUGAGGGGUUUGCAAUUUUUACCUCCAUGCCUCCUGGCUGGGGCUUCAGAUUGUGUCCUGAACAGCUCUUUUCCUGGUGGAAGGAAAUCGUGGGUGGUGAUCUCUUCCUGAGAAUAACAAUAAUCCCAGAUUGAGAGGUGAGGGCUAAUGCGCCAGACGUUGCUUCUGAGCAAUAUGAAUUCCAUACCUCUGUCCCCACUCUGGGUGAUGCUGAUCAGCUUUGGAUGAGGGCUUACGGGGGUUGUAAUUUCUAAUUACAGUGCAACACUG
This is a messenger RNA of Mustela lutreola (European mink), 1620 nucleotides long. It is a transcript of the gene DHRS13, whose product is annotated as dehydrogenase/reductase 13. The coding region runs from base 139 to 1263 and encodes 374 amino acids. The transcript is spliced from 5 exons. The record is from RefSeq and is a predicted model, not a curated record. Lineage: Eukaryota; Metazoa; Chordata; Mammalia; Carnivora; Mustelidae.